AGGACUCAGCGAACUUCACCGACUCGCCGCACUUUGAAACACCGACAUGGAUGCACUCAAGUCGGCUGGGAGGGCUAUUAUCCGGAGCCCAAGUAUCGCGAAUCAGUCGUGGACUACCGGCAGACACAAAAAGCUUCCAGAGAACUGGACUGAUACACGGGAAACCAUCGUAGAGGGGAUGACCUUUAACCUUGGUCACCUUGGCAUGACUCUUGUGGACGAGCCCAAAGGAGCAGAGCUGUCAGCGGCUGCUGUAAAGAGAAUCACUACCAUGGCUAAAGCCAGUGGGAAGAAACCUCAGAAGGUUGCUCUGAAAAUUUCCCCUCAGGGAGUCAUGGUGUUUGACAGGUCCACCAACAAACUCCUGGAAAAUGUCUCCAUAUACAGAAUAUCCUACUGCACGGUGGACAAACUGCAUCGUAAAGUGUUUGCGUAUAUUGCUCAAAACACCCUGAAUGGGACCCUGGAGUGCCACGCCUACCUCUGCUCCAAGAGGAAAGUGGCUCAGGCAGUGGCUUUGACGGUAGCCCAGGCUUUCACUGUAGCAUUUGAGUUGUGGCAAGUGUCCAAAGAAGAGAAAGAGAAAAGAGUGAAGUCUGAUUCUGCAGGAGAGGCCAGCAGUAGCUCUCACUCAGAGAGGUCCAGCAGUUUGGGGAGUCUGAAAGGAACUGACCUUACCACAGAAAACCUGUUGGACUUGGAGAAUGGUGUGAACACGGUUCAGCUGGACAACCACAGACCCCCAGAGACCAACAACCCUGACUCGAAAGUAGACGACAGCUUGGAUGAAGCUUUUUCCAGACUGGCCGUGUCACGUACUAACCCCCAGGUCUUGGACGUUGGGUUGAUGCCUGAAGACUGGAUCAGUGAACCAGACUGGGACAGCAUCAGUGUUUCCACUAGUUUUAGCUCCUAUCUGGACCAUGUCUCAGGCUUUUGAUUGUCACUGCACAGCAGAGAGUGACACCAGCAACAAAAUACAAGCAAUGUGGUCGUCUUCCAUCAAAAAAACAUGACAGUUUAUAUUUAAUGAGACAGGAAAAAACUCACAAGGAAAUAAUUGUUGGACUCUGAAACCAAGUGGCUUGUAGCAUUUUUACCAGUUUUUAUUUUUGGAUGGAAACAGCUCAGCUUGCUGGUCCUACACACCAAAGCACAUCAUAUGUUGUAGUAAUAUUAAACAGAUAUUUUUCUCUGUUCAGACAUAGUAACAAAAAUGCUGAGGUAGUCAUUCUGUGCCACUGGGUGGCAAGAACAUCCACAUCGGCGUUGCCAGAUAUACAAUAAUUAUUGUAUUUAAUAAAUGUAUUUGGGCCUAUCCAUCCAUCCAUGAAAUUACCCUCUUCUUUGCAGUGGGACAAAUCCGCUGCUGUUUAACCCCGCCGGGAUUUGUCUGAUAAAAGAUGACCACAGUGAGGGAAAAAAAGCUAUGCAACAGCUUAGAAACGGAACUCCAUCCUGAGAGGCACUACACUGAUGUCUUCUUCUUCGUAUAUUUUAUUGGCAGUUAGCAAACAAUGGAGUGUGGGUCCGAAUGCUUAAUGUUUACUGUACUGUUUGUAUUGACUGGUAUUGACUGGUACUUAAAAUAAUUUUUUUAUAUUUUCUGACUCUUAUCUUUUGUUUAAUUCUUUUCCAUACUUAAUAAAAAAAUGUUUCUACAAUCAUA
Messenger RNA from Austrofundulus limnaeus, 1669 nucleotides. Its product is annotated as low density lipoprotein receptor adapter protein 1-A. NCBI's taxonomy places the organism in Eukaryota, Metazoa, Chordata, Actinopteri, Cyprinodontiformes, Rivulidae. Gene Ontology annotation, cellular component: early endosome. Bases 47 to 940 code for a protein of 297 amino acids. The record is from RefSeq and is a predicted model, not a curated record. The transcript has 9 exons.